Helobdella robusta is the source of this 2430-nucleotide messenger RNA. RefSeq lists its product as hypothetical. Gene Ontology annotation, cellular component: nuclear replication fork. Lineage: Eukaryota; Metazoa; Annelida; Clitellata; Rhynchobdellida; Glossiphoniidae. The record is from RefSeq and is a predicted model, not a curated record. Gene Ontology annotation, molecular function: ATP-dependent chromatin remodeler activity; ATP binding. The transcript is spliced from 15 exons. The coding region runs from base 1 to 2430 and encodes 809 amino acids. Gene Ontology annotation, biological process: DNA repair; replication fork processing.
AUGGAAUUAAGUGCCGAACAAAAAAAACGAAUUGAAGAAAAUCGUUUGAAAGCUCUUCAGCUGAGAGCUCAGAAAAAAUCCCCCAACCCCACACUGACUACAGUUAAUCUUAAUGUUAAUCUUAAUGUAAAUCCGGACAUAAAAAACAGCUUUAACAACAUAAAUAAUAAUAAUUAUAAAACGUUUCAUGACACCAAUUCAGUUAGUAGUAGUAGUUUUAACCAUAACCAGAAAGUUAUUUUUUCAAAUCAACAAUUAGAAGUUAAGUCUGGGGAAUCUUUUUAUAAUAAUAAAAUUAAAAAUAAUAAUAGGUUGCCUAACAACAACUAUAAUAACACUAAAAAUGGUGGCUCAAUUAAUUCUAGAAGUAAUAAUAAAAAGUCAUCUGAAGCAAAAUCUGUAUGUGAAAAAGUAAAACUUAAAUUUGUUCUAAUCUCAAAGGAAAGAUUUUUAGCUGAAUCACAAUUCUUUGCACCAUUGAUUGAAUUAUUCAAAAUGGCUUCUACUAAGCAAUAUGGUGAAAAAGAAAUAACGACGAAAAUGAAAGAUGUAUUAACACUUGAAGACCUACCGAAUGUUGUUCUCAAAGUUUUUAGUGAUAAAAUAAAUAAAAAAUCCAACAAUAACAAUGAUAAUAGUAUUAAUUUUAGCAAUAACUCUGCCUCAACAAUUUUAAAUUUGUCAGCCAUCGAUAGUAAGCUGACUUCAACAUUACUACCAUUCCAGAGAGAGGGUGUCGAAUUUGCCGUGAAAAAUGGCGGGAGGUUGUUGAUAGCAGACGACAUGGGGCUGGGAAAAACAUUGCAGGCAAUUUGCACUGCACGUUUUUACGGCCAUGAGUGGCCUCUUCUCAUCUUAACACCGUCUUCAGUUCGUUUUAGCUGGAAACAGCAAUUGCUUAACUGGCUACCUGACACACUGACCAAUGGCGAUGAAGACGUCAAGGUCAUCAUCAGGGCCAGUGAGGAUUGCUCUAAGGCCAGUGUUGUCAUCGUCAGCUAUGAUCUACUCUCCCGCUGCCAACAGAAAAUCCUGGAUAGGAGAUUUCAAGUCGUUAUAGCGGAUGAAUCUCACUGCUUGAAGAAUAGCAAAGCAGUUCGAACAAAGAAUGCUCUGCCAAUAUUAAAAGCGGCCAAAAGGGUGAUAUUGUUAUCAGGGACACCGGCUCUAUCUAGACCCGUCGAAUUAUUCUCCCAACUGUCGGCCAUUGAUUACAAAAUUUUCACUAAUUUUCACGAGUACGGCGUCCGAUACUGUAACGGCAGGGAGUUACCGUGGGGCUGGGAUUUUUCUGGCUCGUCGAAUUUAGAAGAGUUGAGAAUCGUUAUGGAAGAAAAAUUCAUAAUUAGGCGCCUGAAGAAAGAUGUAUUGAAACAGCUGCCAAGUAAACUUCGGACUCUGGUCGUCCUUGACCCGAACUCCAUCAAGGUCGACAAGGUCAUGAAAAGGUCACACGUCAUCGUAGAACAAACUAAGUGCCAAGAGAGGAAAGCCUUACUUGAAUACUUUCAUCAAACAGCUGAAGCCAAAACGAACGCCAUAUGUGAUUACGUGAGUGACUUGUUGGAUUCGAGUAGAAAAUUCCUUCUAUUCGCUCACCACCAGAGUGUACUAGACGCUGUCGAAAUUUCUGUCAAAAAUAAAUCUUAUGAGUAUGUGAGGAUUGAUGGCAGAACUAAUGCAGAGCAGAGAAACUAUUUCUGUGAAAAAUUUCAGACGAAUCCCGACGUAAAGAUAGCCAUUUUGAGUAUCAUGGCAGCCAACGCAGGAAUCAAUUUGUCGUCUGCCAAUCUCGUCGUGUUUGGGGAACUUUUUUGGAACCCUGGGAUUUUGGUUCAGGCAGAAGAUAGAGCUCACCGGAUUGGCCAAAUUGAUUCAGUAAACAUCCAAUACUUACUAGCUAGAAACACAUCUGACGAUUUCAUCUGGAAUAUGGUGCAAAAAAAGUUGGAACUUCUAGGCAAAGCUGGAUUGUCCGGUGAUGAUUUUGCCGACAGUGAAACUAAAUAUGCCGUGGCGAGUUUAUUUCCGUUUCUCUUAUUACUACUAAUAUCGUCAUAUUAUUAUUUUUACUACUUUUUCAUUCAUAAGGAUUCUAAGCAGAAGAAUCUGGAUUGCUAUUUCGCGAAAGACAGCAGCAACAGCAAAAACGAAAAUAUUAAUAUCAAUGACAAUUAUGACAAUGCGUCAUUUGAUGUCAGUGACGAUCUCUUAUUGGCCGAUUUAUCGUCUUUUGAUUUCGAUAACGAAAUGAAUAAUAACGACAACAAUAAUAGUGAUGAUAAAAUUGAUCGUAGCGGAUUUGAUGAUGAUGACAACGAUUUGUUGUUGAACUGUGACGAUGGUAAUGUACUCGAACGUGGUGAUACUGAUGAAAAAGAUGAUGAUGGUUUAAAUUCACCAAAUCUCAUCGACCAGUCACAUUUCUAG